AUGGAAAAUAAUACGGAUAAAAAACCAACAAUCUUAAUUGUUGGGGCAGGUAUAGGUGGACUUUGUAUAUAUCAGUCAAUUCGAAAGCAUCUUGGUCAGAAAUUUAAUGUCAAGAUAUUCGAUCGUGAGACUGGUCCUCGAGACCGAUGGCAAGGAUACAACAUUUAUAUUAAUAGAAAAGGCGUUACCUCUCUAUUCUAUUGCACUCCGCCUGAAGUUCAAGCUCGCUUUCCCGAAGCUAUGCCUGAUCCAGCUCCUAAAGAACAUCAUACUAUAUCAAUUGUUGACCAUAUUGGAAAGCAAUUGCUUUGGAUACCACAACCAACAUAUAAGAGCGUUUAUGAAAUAGAGCCUCUUAAACAUGAUUUUGCUGGUAUAGUUACAUAUCGUAAUAGAUUACGCGAUAUUUUAUUGGAAGGUGUUGAUAUCCAAUGGGGUAAAAAAUGUGUUGGAUAUGAAGAAAGUGAUGAUGGCGUUUGGGUUCUAUUUGAUGAUGGAACCAGAGAAUUUGGUGUUUUAUUAAUUGGUGCAGAUGGAAUUAAUUCACCAAUUCGAAAACAAAAGGUUCCUAACUUGGAAAUAUUCAACCUUGGUGUAACCAGUGUCGACGUAGAUGUUGCUUUACCAAAAAAUUUGGCAGAAAAAUUACUGGCUGUUUACAAUUAUGCAUUAAUGCAAAAAUCUGUUGGUCUAAAUGGUGAUGCGUUUUUUUCAUUUAUGCGUUUUAUACCUAUCGAUCAAUCCGAUGAAUCUUACUACAGACUUGGCAUUGGAUUUCAUUAUCCGACAAUCCUCGACACCGAUGACUCAAAUAGUAAAUUAGUUGACGACGAUAAUCCUGAAUCUGUUAUGAGGCAUACAAUUUCAAGAAUCAAACAAUUACGUCCACCUUGUGAAUUAACAGAUCUGAUGGUUGAAAUAUUUUCAUUAGUUCCAUACUCUGAUCCAGGAAAAAAGUAUCCGUUUAGAACGUAUAAUCCUCCACGACGUCGUCCACUUCGCGAUAUUGAUCCAUUAUCUGUUUCACCCUGGAAAAAUGAUAGAGUUAUUUUGUUAGGCGAUGCAGUUCAUGCUAUGAAUCCAUUAUUAGGAUUAGGUGCAAAUAAUGCAAUACAAGAUGCUGAUCUGUUAACCAAGGAAUUACUUAAUUAUGUGUAUAAAAAUGAUGAUUUAUUUGCAUGCAUUCGACGAUACAACGAACAAAUGAGAGCUCGAUCAUCUAAAGAUGUUCAGUCAUCACGUAACACAGCACUAAGACAAAACGUUCCAAUUGGAAAAUUUGGCGAGAUUUUUAGAUUUAUGAUGCUUAGAGCUAUUAGUGCUCUCAUAUACGUUAUCGUAUUGAUUCAAACUCGUUCUUAA
Messenger RNA from Cetraspora pellucida, 1362 nucleotides. The record is from the annotation of a GenBank genome assembly. NCBI's taxonomy places the organism in Eukaryota, Fungi, Glomeromycota, Glomeromycetes, Diversisporales, Gigasporaceae.